Messenger RNA from Plasmodium gonderi, 4446 nucleotides. RefSeq names its product DNA-dependent RNA polymerase. Gene Ontology annotation, molecular function: DNA binding; DNA-directed RNA polymerase activity. The record is from RefSeq and is a predicted model, not a curated record. Bases 1 to 4446 code for a protein of 1481 amino acids. Gene Ontology annotation, biological process: mitochondrial transcription. The transcript has a single exon. NCBI's taxonomy places the organism in Eukaryota, Apicomplexa, Aconoidasida, Haemosporida, Plasmodiidae. Gene Ontology annotation, cellular component: mitochondrial DNA-directed RNA polymerase complex.
AUGAAAUUAAAUGCUGUUCCCUUACACUAUAUCAAUCUUCUUUCACAAUUAACAAUAAAAAAAUUCCACACUUAUGUAAGAAUCUCAAAUAGACAUAACACACAAUGCUAUUCAAGUAUUCCCCACAGAGUGCAUAUUUUGAGAAAAAGAUACAUUUCUAACGAAAAAUGUAUUCUAAAGAAAGCACAAAUUUCAACAAGAGCAUGUAUAUCAAAUAAGGAAAAAAACGGUGAUUCAGUUAAGCCCACUUACAGUAAUGAAGAAAGUGUAAAUUUUCUAACACAGCAUGAUGAUUCUAAACAUUUCGUUGUAAAAGAGAAGAAAGAAGAUGUUUUUAUUUCUCCUUCAGUAUGUGUGGAAGGAGGAGGAUGUAUUGGACAAUCACGUGAUUUGCACCUCGAUUUUGUUGCAGAGAAAAGAUCAACCAAAUGGAACCAAGAAACUCAAGAUGAAGUAUCAAUGGAAUGUAAGUCUGAAAAUGAAAGAACAGAAAAAAACCUAGAUGAAGAAGUGGUAAGAGAAUUACAUAAUUUAAUAAGGUCUAUUAAAAAAUUAGAUAAUAAGAAGAAACAACAAAUUAUGAAAUACAUUGAUACUUUAAAUAAAAAAUAUUUACAAAAUAUUGAAAAAGAUAUUAUAACAUUUUUUGAAAAUCUAGAUCAAUAUAUGGCUGCAAAUGGGCUAUUAAUGUGUGACCUUGGGGGAAAGGAAAUUUUUAAUCACAUCGAGAAAGUCUUUAUCGAUUGCAGUAAAAGGAACACAUCCGAUAUGUAUAUAAAUAACCUCUUUGAUUCGAACUUUAUAAGAGAGAAGAAACAAAAAUUAUAUGGAGACCACAUAUACCCAAUUAUUCAGGAUUCCCUUGUGGAGGAGGCACAAUGUGGCACUGAACGGAGAAGAGAAGGCAGAACUACUUGCCACAAUCCACAUGACAAUCCGCAUGACAAAACAGAUUGCACGGUGCACACCAGCACAGGAGUGCACUUCCCAAGAGACCAGAUUCUUAGCAUCGAAGGAGAGAGAGAAGAUGUGUGUGAGGAUUGUCCAGAUGAUGACUUAGUAAAUGUGCGUAGGCAAAUGCUGAUAGAACGAUGCUCAUACCACAAAGCCAUUGAAGAAGCUGAAGAAUUUGUUUCAAAUUUACACAAUUUAAAAAAAAUAACCGAAAUACAGGGGCUGUGUAAAAUAUAUCUCAACUGGGUUAACGAAUUAGAAAAAAAAAUUAUCAACUACAAGGAAAAGAAAAAAAAAAAUAAGCAGAGUAAGCAGAGUAAGCAGAAUAAGCAGAAUAAACAGAAGAAGAAGAAAAAAAUACAUAUAAAUGAAAAAAACAGCACUACCACUCGUAUAGGAAGUAGUGGAUACUGCAUAUUUCCAGAUAUGAUCGAAGAAAAAUUACUUGCUAUUAUCACUGUGAAGUGGACUAUUCAGUAUACUUUCAAUCCUUUGAGGAAAAAGUAUUCGAAUAAUGUGACAACACAAUCGAAGAAUUUUGAACAAGCUUAUGCAUACCAAUCGCUUUUUACACACAUCGCUAUUAAGAUUGGACAAGAAAUUAACAAUGAGUUGAACUUCCAACUGCUGGAGAAAAAUAAUCUGCUGUAUCGGUACGUGAAGAAGAACAAGGGCAACGCUUCUUUUUCUCAUUUCCAAAAAUAUAGGAUACUGAACGAUAUUAAGGAGAAGCUCAGAAGACACAGGCAAGCCCACCAGGAGGAGGUUCGACAAGCGGGAUCGGGGGCGGCUUCAGAAGCGGGAUCAGAAGCGGGAUCAGAAGCGGGAUCAGAAGCGGGAUCAGAAGCGGGAUCGGGGGCGGCUUCAGAAGCGGGAUCAGAAGCGAAUGAAUAUGCAAAAAGAACGGAUGAUGCUUUUCACUUUGUGCAAUGGAAUUCAGAGAAAAAAGCAGGAAUCGGGGGACUUUUGCUGGAAAUGCUUAUUGAUAGUGCAAAGAUGGAUGUGGAUUUAGAUGUAGCGAAGGAAGAAUACAAAAAUGAAUACAAGUAUUACCUAUUUUUGCAUAAAAUGGCCAAAAACUGUGGGGAAAAUUUGCAUGCAGAAUGCAAAUAUGAAAAGGAGCUAAAUUACCAAAAGUAUUAUGAAGAUGAGUCUAAUUCUUUGAAUUUUGUUAUCUCCGAUAGAGGAAAAAGUAGGUGUGUGGAAAACGUGGCAAAAGAUUCCAAGGAGGAUAGUGUUGAAAAUUGUGCUGAGAAUGAAAAUGACGGAAGAGAAAAAGAAAGAAAAAAAAAAAAAAAAGGGAAGAAAGGGAAGAAAAAAAAUAGUUCAAUUGAAGUGAAAACAAGUUUUCAAAACAACCAAACUGAUAAGAACAAUCUGAAUAUGCAGGAAACGGGGAAUACACACCCCAAAGGAGAGACAGAAGAAGAAGAAAAAAAAAAAGGAGUAGUGCGCGAAGGUAUUAAAAAGAAGAAGGGGAGAGAAAAUAAUUUUUGCAAAAAUCAAAAAGAGAAAUUGAAAAACAAAGAAAUAGUACUGUACCGAUCAAGAAGAGAUUUAAACAAAAUCGAACUCCCAGUGUUUAUCCACUCUUAUGUAUGGAAGAAUGGAAGUUGGUAUGGAGUAAUACAUAUGAGAGAAUGUUGUGCAAAUUAUUUGCUAAACAAUGCUAUAAAUUCACAUAUUCCAUUAAACCAUUUACCCAUGAUAUGUAAACCUAAAAAAUGGAGUCAAUCUGAAGGAGGAAUGAUAUUUUUAAAAAACAAUUUCAUCCGUUGUAAUAUUAAACCACUUUUUAAUUUAAAUGUUUGUAAUUUAGAUCGAAUUAAAAAUAUCGUUUCAGAAAUUGGAAACGUGAAAUGGAAAAUAAAUAAAGAAAUUUUACAUUUCAUAGAAUAUGCUUAUAUGAAUGGAAUUACAAUAGGAAAAAUACCUCUAAAUAAAAAUUAUACCUUACCGAAUGGUAAAAAAAUAGAAAUAAACAAAAAAAAUAAUGAAGAAGAAAUAAAGAAGUAUUAUUUGUUAAAGGAAGAAAUUAAUAGAUUGAAUAAAUGUCUAAUAAGUGAACGACCAACAUUUCUACAAAAAAUAGCUGUAGCGAAAACGUUAAAAAAUAGUAAGGUCAUAUAUUUUCCACAUAAUAUUGAUUUCCGUGGACGUAUGUAUCCCCUUUCUCCACAUUUACAUCACAUGAGUGAUGAUAUUUGUAGAAGUUUAAUUUCAUUUUAUAAUAAAAAGGAAAUUGGAAAUAGAGGAUUAUUCUGGCUCAAAAUACAUUUAGCAAAUAAUUUUGGAAAAGACAAAUUAAAUUUUGAAAAAAGAAUUCAAUGGGUUGAUCAAAAUAUUAAUAAUAUAAAACAACUCACACAAAAACCUUUCCAAAAUAUCGAAUUCUGGAAUACAGCAGAUAAACCAUGGCAAGCAUUGGCAGUUUCCAUAGAUCUAAUUAAUGCAUUACAAUGUUCUGAUCCAACAAAAUAUAGAAGUAAUAUCCCUGUACAGCAAGAUGGAACUUGCAAUGGACUUCAGCAUUACGCAGCUCUUGGAAGAGAUUAUGAUGGAGGUAAAGCUGUUAAUAUCAUUCCUUCUGAAGAACCACAAGAUAUUUACACUGUUGUUUUAGAUAUUGUAACAAGUAAGAUAAGAGCAGACUUAGAUGAUUAUGGAAUUUCAAUUGAAAAAUCGAACAAUGUAAACAAUUUUAAUAAUACUCCUCCUAGUCGAGUUAUAACCCCAGAAGGAAAAAGAGAUCUUGCUCAAUACUGCUUUCAAUUUGACCUCUUAAAAAGAAAGGUUGUAAAACAAACCAUUAUGACAAUAUGUUACGGUGUGACAUCCGUUGGAGCCAAAGAUCAAGUGAAUGGAAAAAUUCAGAACAUGAUUGGAAAAGUAUUAGAUAAGAAUAUGAUAAAUAAAUUAUCGCAAUAUAUAGCAAAUUACAUUUUCGAAUCGAUUAGCGAGAUAUUCAAAAGAGCAAUGAUCAUAAAAAAAUGGUUCAAUAAUUUAUCAAAAGUAACGAAUGAAUUAAACAUUCCAGUUACUUGGAUAUCACCCAUAGGUCUCCCAUGUGAACAGCCAUAUCGACUAGGACAAAGGAUUUUAGUCAAUACACCACUUCAAUCUGUCAGUGUUAUUUCAUAUAAAAAUAGCUUACUUCAUAAAAAUAAACAAAGACUUGGAUUUCCACCAAAUUUUGUACAUUCCUUAGAUGCAUCACAUCUUAUGAUGACAGCUGAAAAAAUGCUCAUAGAAAACAAUUUCAGUUUUGCUGCUGUGCAUGACUCAUACUGGUCUCAUGCAUGCAAUGUUGAUAUAAUGAAUAAAUUUAUUAGAGAUUCCUUUGUUACAUUGUAUAAUGAACCAAUACUACAAAAUAUCUACCAUAACUAUCAAAUGCAAUUAGGAAAACAUGCAACCAAAAUACCCCCUCCUCCGCAACAAGGUCAUCUAGAUGUGUCUCUCGUUCGACACAGCCAUUAUUUUUUCAGUUGA